GCCCACCCAUUUGGCCUAGAGCUCCUCCGGUUCCAGUCGAUGCCGUGUCUUCAGCCUGCGGCGGUCUUCGGACUCCAGACGAACACCCAUUCUCCUUGCAAAGGUCAAGCUCUAUUAAGAACAGUGUUAAUAGCAGAAGACAAGACCAUAUUAUGUGUGAGGAAUUCUGUGCCUAUCACUCAAGAAUUUUCAACUCUCUGGCUAAAUGACUUUGUGCCAGUGAUACCAGAGUCCUACAGCCAUGUUCUUGCAGAGUUUGAGCCUCUGGAUCCAUUGCUCUCAGCCCUGCGGCUGGACUCCAGUCGUCUAAAGUGCACGAGCAUAGCUGUGUCUCGGAAAUGGUUGGCUUUGGGCAGUUCAGGAGGAGGACUCCAUCUCAUUCAGAAAGAAGGCUGGAAGCACAGGCUUUUUCUUUCACACAGGGAAGGUGCAAUUUCUCAGGUUGCCUGUUGUUUACAUGAUGAUGAUUAUGUUGCUGUAGCUACCAGUCAAGGUCUUGUAGUUGUUUGGGAAUUAAAUCAAGAGCGUCGUGGGAAACCAGAACAAAUUUAUGUGUCUUCAGAACACAAAGGCCGAAAAGUUACAGCUCUCUGUUGGGAUACAGCUAUUCUUAGAGUUUUUGUAGGUGAUCAUGUGGGGAAAGUUUCUGCCAUCAAACUCAACACUUCUAAACAAGCAAAGGCAGCUGCUGCUUUUGUGAUGUUUCCUGUGCAGACAAUAACAACAGUUGAUUCCUGUGUUGUCCAAUUAGAUUAUUUGGAUGGAAGACUACUUAUAUCUUCACUUACUCGAUCUUUCUUGUGUGACACUGAGAGAGAAAAAUUUUGGAAAAUUGGAAACAAGGAAAGAGAUGGAGAAUAUGGAGCUUGUUUCUUUCCUGAAAGAUGUUAUGGGGGUCAGCAACCUCUGAUAUACUGUGCUCGCCCUGGCUCCAGGAUGUGGGAAGUGAACUUCGAUGGGGAAGUUAUAAGCACGCAUCAGUUCAAGAAACUCCUCUCGUUGCCACCUCUCCCUGUGAUUACUCUACGAUCAGAACCUCAGUAUGAUCAUACAGUUGGAUCCCCCCAGUCUUUGUCUUUCCCCAAACUCUUGCAUCUUAGUGAGCAUUGUGUCCUGACUUGGACAGAGAGAGGAAUUUAUGUUUUUAUUCCUCAGAAUGUUCAAGUUCUUCUUUGGAGUGAGGUCAAAGAGAUUCAGGAUGUGGCCGUGUACAAGAAUGAGCUGUUCUGUUUGCACCUGAAUGGGAAAGUGUCGCAUCUCUCACUAGUAUCUGUGGAGCGCUGUGUGGAACGUCUGCUGAGGAGAGGCCUAUGGAACCUGGCUGCUCGCACGUGCUGUCUUUUCCAAAAUUCUGUCAUUGCCAGCAGAGCAAGAAAAACUUUGACUAUAGAGAAAUUGGAGCAUUUGAAAUCUCAGCUGGACCACGCAACAUGUAGUGACCUAAUUUCUCAACUAGAGGAAUUGAUCUUAAAAUUUGAACCUUUGGAUUCAGCUUGUAGCAGUAGAAGAAGCUCCAUUUCAUCACAUGAAAGUUUCAGCAUCUUGGACUCUGGUAUUUAUCGUAUCAUUAGUAGUAGAAGAGGCAGUCAGUCAGAUGAAGACUCUUGCUCCCUUCACAGCCAAACCCUCUCAGAAGAUGAGAGACUUAAAGAAUUCACCUCACAUCAGGAAGAAGAGCCACCACCAGAUCAGUGUUGUGGCUCACAUGGAAGCGAAGACAAUGUUUCUCACGCUUCAGUGGUGUUUGAGACAGAUAAGAAUGAAACUUUUCUCCCCUUCGGCAUUCCAUUAUCAUUUCGUUCUCCUUCUCCUCUGGUGUCUCUUCAGGCUGUCAAAGAAAGUGUUUCUAGCUUUGUGCGUAAAACUACUGAGAAGAUUGGCACCCUUCACACAAGCCCUGAUCCAAAAGUGAGACCAGAAGCCAGGGGUGAUGAGCAGUCAAGUGAAGAGGAUGUGAGUUCUGUUGCCUCCCCAAAGGAGGAAGACAUCGAGGAGAAAAAAGAGGUAACUAGUCAACCUCCAGAAGAAGACAUACUCCAGGAACUUAAAGUAGCAACAACAGAAGCAAUGACCAAGUUACAGGACCCCCUGGUUUUAUUUGAACCCAAGUCUCUGAGAAUGGUUUUACAGGAGUGGCUUUCACAGUUAGAACAGACAUUUGCCAUGAAGGACUUUUCAGGCAUUUCAGAUGCUGGCAGUUCAUCCAUGAAAUCGAACCAGGAUGUGCUAUUGCUUAAUGAGUUAAAAAAGGGAAUAUUAGAUGAAGACAACGAAAAAGAAGAAAGGAACUCCUUAGGGGGUGAAGAAACUAUUGACCAAACAGCAUGUGAAUCUCUAAGUAGUUCGAGGGAGCCCUCAGAUGACCUUUUUCAAGUAUGUUCUCCAUGCACCAUAGCAAAGGAUCUUCAGAGCGACCUGGCUGAAUUGACAACAUUGUGUUUGGAAUUGAAUGUAUUGACUUCUAAGAUCAAAAGUACAAGUGGACAUGUGGACUAUACUUUGCAACAGUGCUCUCCUGAAAUUCCAGCCUGUCAGUUCCUGAAGAAGUACUUUUUUCUCCUGGACUUGAAAAGAGCAAAGGAGAGUAUCAAGCUUAGUUACCCUAACAGCCCUUCUGUUUGGGAUACUUUUAUUGAAGGAUUGAAAGAGAUGGCAAGUUCCAAUCCUACAUAUAUGGAGAUGGAAGAAGGAGACCUACCAACAAGAUUGAAGUUAUUAGAUGAUUCAGUUCCUUUUGAUAGUCCUUUGUUGAUUGCUUAUGCUACCCGGUUGUAUGAGAAAUUUGGAGAAUCUGCCCUUCGAUCCUUAAUAAGGUUUUAUCCAUACAUUCUGCCAUCAGAUAUCAUGCAACUUUGUCAUCAUCAUCCUGCUCAGUUUUUGGCCUAUUUAGACAGUCUGGUGAAAUCAAGGCCUGAAGAUCAGCGGUCAUCUUUCCUUGAGUCCCUUCUACAACCAGAGUCUUUAAGAUUGGAUUGGCUACUUUUAGCAGUGUCCCAUGAUGUUCCACCAAGCACAAGCACUAUGGAUGAUGAAGGUUACCCUAGGCCUCAUUCACAUUUGCUUUCCUGGGGUUAUAGUCAGCUGAUCCUUCAUCUAAUUAAACUUCCCGCAGAUUUUACAACCAAAGAGAAAAUGACUGACAUCUGUAGGUCUUGUGGUUUCUGGCCUGGAUAUCUUACUCUCUGUUUGGAGCUGGAGAGGAGAAGAGAGGCCUUCACCAACAUUGUGUAUCUGAAUGAUAUGAGCCUGAUGGAAGGGAACAAUGGUUGGAUUCCAGAGACCGUGGAGGAAUGGAAGCUUCUCCUACAUCUCAUACAGAACAAGAACACAAGGCCAGCCCCCCAGGUGUCACUAAAUGGGAACCUCAAUGAUGGACCUUCCCCCAUAAAUGUGGAGAAUGUGGCACUCCUGCUCGCUAAGGCCAUGGGCCCAGAUCGGGCCUGGUCACUGCUACAGGAAUGUGGUCUGGCCCUUGAGUUGUCAGAGAAGUUUACCAGAACCUGUGAUGUCCUGAGGAUUGCAGAGAAAAGGCAGAGAGCCUUGAUACAAAGCAUGCUUGAAAAAUGUGAUCGGUUUCUCUGGUCUCAGCAGGCCUAGUGGAAGAAGAUUCAGCAGGAUGUCAUGACAUUUUGAGAAAAACUGAAUCAUGCUCCUGAACCUUCUGAAUGCAAUAGUUAUUGAGGAAAGGCACCACCCCCAAAUACAGCCACCUUUCUGGGGCUACUUUUGUCAGUAUCUGUAACCUUGGCAUUUGUGGCUCUAUGUGACCUCAGCGUUUCUCAACCACAGUUGGAUUUUGAAAACAGUCCAUGUUUGCUGGAAUCAGAACAUGAAUGUGCACAGCUAUGUAGUCUGAUUGGGAACUUCAGUAUUACUUGCGUGUCGCUAGUGGAUCACGGGGAAUUCUUGUCCUACUGUAGCUCCCUAGUUGGAAGCAGAAGCUUCUCAUCCUGCUCCCAUGAAUACAAGGUUAUUGUUUGGAGGUGAAUUGAUGUACAUCUUGUCAGAGGCAGUAUAGAAAUUACUGAAAUAAUGUACCUGAAUAAUGGAAUUAACACAGAAGUUAAUAUGUAAAACAUUGAAGAUCCAAAUUAGAUAUUUAAAUACAAUGGCCCCAUAUCUGCAUUAAGGUAAUUUAAAAUAUUUUUUUCCUGUAUUUAUUUGAUAUUUUCUAAUCUGAACCUAUGUAUAACUGAUUAAUUAAUUAUUAAAAAUGUAUUUCUAACUUUUUCUAAACAGAGAAGCCCAAAAGAAUCAUGCACUUUUCAAAAUUAUCUUUAAAAGCCAUAAUAAAAGAAAGCUGAGUACUAAUAAAGACUGCA
This is a messenger RNA of Microcebus murinus (gray mouse lemur), 4322 nucleotides long. The record is from RefSeq and is a predicted model, not a curated record. Lineage: Eukaryota; Metazoa; Chordata; Mammalia; Primates; Cheirogaleidae.